Acaulospora morrowiae is the source of this 191-nucleotide messenger RNA. NCBI's taxonomy places the organism in Eukaryota, Fungi, Glomeromycota, Glomeromycetes, Diversisporales, Acaulosporaceae. The record is from the annotation of a GenBank genome assembly.
GCUUACGCUUCCACUUCUCGAGUGAAAGUUCCUCUAAACGAAGAAUGGGUAAAAAUCGCCACUAAAGAAUUGAAGGGAAAAGAUCCAGAAAAAACGUUGACCUGGCAUACUGCUGAGAAUAUCGAUGUAAAACCAGUUUACACGAGAGCAGAUACAGAAAAUUUUCCGGAUGAAAUUCCUGGAAAGUUUCC